Molecule: messenger RNA, 7178 nt
Organism: Drosophila subobscura
Lineage: Eukaryota; Metazoa; Arthropoda; Insecta; Diptera; Drosophilidae
Gene: tai
Product: neurogenic protein mastermind
Exons: 14
Coding region: 676-7140 (2154 amino acids)
Biological process (GO): positive regulation of transcription by RNA polymerase II; cellular response to hormone stimulus
Cellular component (GO): nucleus
Molecular function (GO): nuclear receptor binding; protein dimerization activity
Source: RefSeq, a predicted model, not a curated record
UUUGUACAGAACUAAAAAUAUUAGUUUUUUUAAACAAUGCAUAAUUGUCCCGUUCGGUUUCGUGUUAGUUUCGCGACGUUUGAAGCGUAAAAGUGUAGUCUAUCGAUUAAUUGUUUCGUUAAACAAUUACAAAAUGUUUACUACGUUGAACUGUUUCUUACGGUUCUUACGUUAUAGUGCGUGAGUGUGUGUGUGUCUCUCUGUCGUUGCUUCAGUGCUCGUACGCGCGUUUCCCGCCCCCACCACUCCUCUCACGAUUGUGUUUCAUGUCAUGUUUGUCGCGCUGUAAUAAUUCGCAGCCCCCGCCGCUCCCCUUCCCCAUACGUCACACGUCUGCGACACCUGCGUUGACGUCGUCGUCGUCGUCGCGCUGUCGCCGUUUGCUGUCGUCGCCUUCGUCUUUUGUUUAUUUGUUGCACUGGCAGACGCCGUUAUAAACAAAAAAAAACCAAAACCACUUCACAGACGCACGCACACACAAACCCCAACAUUCACACACGCAUGGACACUCGAGAUUCCAGCAACAAAACGCGCAGUUGGCAACAAGUGGAAUAGACAUACAAACAUGCACUUGUAUGUAUAGUGGUGUGUGUGUGUAAUCACAACGCGACUUUCGGCAAAAGACCUAAAAACACCCGUCCUCAAAUUAUUUAGAGGUGGAGGGUACGAUUUUGAAUGAAUUAUAAAGAUAUCCAAGUUAGACGUUGUUUUAAAAGGCUUAGCCCAAGUGACUUACCAGAUCAUUGGGCCUCAGGUACAGCAAAUCCCACGACUUCAACCUCAAGCAGCAACAGCAGCAGCAGCAGUAGCCUCCACCUCAGCAGCGGAGGCAGCAGCGCCAACGUUCACGCCAACGCCAACGCGAACGCCAGCGGCAGCGGCAAGUACAACAGCAGCAACAUCUCCGUGUGCAACCUGCCACGCUCCUCGCCGGCCGCCGCCACUGCAGCCGUCACUCUAUCUGCGGCCGCGGGCGGCAGCAGCCUGCUGAGCGGCCUGCACCACGGCCUGGCGCCCGGCACCCACCCACUGCAGCGCGCGACGGCGGCCAGCGGAGGCGGCGGCGCUGGUGCCGGGGGCGUUGCAGGCGCCUCCACAGCGUCCUCACUCUCGCUCCAGCAGCAGCAGCUGCAGCAGCAACAACAGCAGCUGCAACAGCAGCAGCAGCAGCAGGCGCUGCUCUACCAACAGCAGCACCAGCAGCAACAGCAGCAGCACCUCAACAACUCUCAUCAUUCUCUCCACAACAAGGCAGCGGCAGCCGCCGCCGCAGCCACGGCCAACAUCGCAGCUGUGCUGCAACGCUCGGCUGCCAUUAUGAAUGCGGUGGCGUCGCCGAUCUCAGCCAGCAGCGCAGCCAACGCCGCGACGUCAGGCCGGAAGAUACGUCGCAAGACGGAUUCGAAGGUUAAUUUGCCGCAAUCACAAAUCAACAAAUGCAACAAUGAGAAGCGGCGUCGCGAGGCGGAAAAUGGUUACAUCGAGCAGUUGUCGGAGAUACUAACGCUGAACAAGCGUGGGGAUAUGACCUCAACGAAACCGGACAAGGCGGCUAUACUCAAUCAAGUGGUUCGAACGUAUCGUGAAAUUUGUGACAAAGGCCAAAAUCGUGAUAUAUCCUCAACUUCAACAAAUAACAACAACUCCACGGCGACAAGCAACAACAACAACAACACAAACAAUAAUAACAACAAUAGUAACAACAACAACAAUAGCAAACAACAAAUAACCUCAACGCCCCGCUGCAGUCGCUGUGCCACGGACAAUUGCUCGAUCCAUCCGGUGCAACAGGGAGAGGUAUCCUCGACAGAGCCGCCGCUGCCACUGCCUCUGCCAUCGGAGCCAUCGCUACUUCUGGGCCAGGUGCCGGAGAUCUCCGCCUACUUUGAGGCCCUCGAGCACUACAUCAGCGGCGUGGGCUGGGUCCUGCUGCAGGUGAACGCCAACGGCAUCAUUGAGUCCUGCACGCAGAACAUCCGCGAGCUGAUCGGCUAUGAGAAGCAGGAGCUCUACCACCAGCCCCUCUACAUGUACCUCUACGCGGGCGAUCACGCCAAGCUAGAGCCGAUCAUCAACAACAUGUACAGUAGUGGCGGAGGAGGAGCUGGAGGCAGUGGCCCAGCGGCCAGCGUAGGUGGCGGCUGGGGCGAUUUGGACGAGCUGAACAACGGCAAUGCGUCGCAGCAGUCGGCGGGGUCCAACUCCAGCUCGGGUAACGCUCAGGCGGGCAAGUCCAAGCGGAGUAUCUCCACCAAGGUGCGCAUGCUAGUCAAGGACACGCGAACGGCCACCCAGACGUCGUCCAACUGCGAGGCGGGCAUGGAGCAGAAGCCACUGAGGCAGUCUGGCCAGCAGGACAAGUACGAGGAGGUGGUCCUGAUAGCAGCCCCCGUCAAGGAUGAUGCGGAUGCCAGCAGCUCGGUGCUUUGCCUGAUCACGCGGCCGGAGGACGAAUCGCCGCUGGAGAUCAACAUGCAGCAGCACGUGCAGCAGCAGCCCAUCGAGCAGAUGACCUUCAAGCUGGACAUCCAUGGCAAAAUACUCAGCCUCGAUCCCACUGCCCUGCGGGAGCCCUUCAAGCAGCAUCUGCAGACGUGGGUGGGUCGCCUGUGGCAGGAUCUGUGCCACCCGCACGACCUCUCCAUGCUGAAGUCGCACCUGCGUGACAUCCAGGACUCGGCCAGCCCUCACUCGCCCGCCAGCGGUGGUCCCGGCACCGGUUCCGGCUCUGUACACAUAUCCAACCGGGUCUCGCGUCCGUUCCGCCUGCGCCUGGGCGCCCCCGACAUCUAUGUGCAUGUGAAGGCCAACUCGAGACUGUUCCUCAACCAGACGCCCGGCGAGGGUGACUUCAUUAUGUCAGUGCAGACGCUGCUCAACUCGGAGAACGACAUGAACAGCAACAACACGGGAGCGGUGUCUGCCUCGGGAACUGUCUCCGGAGCAAGCACCGUGGCGGCACCUGGAGGAGCGAGUGGUGGCGGCGUCGGCGUCGGCGUGGGCAUGGUCGGUGGAAUGAGCCAACUGUGCGCCAUGUCGCCGGGCCCAUCGUUGGCCAACUCCCUGCUCAACAACCUCUCGAUGGACGGGCUGCACAACUCGAGCUCCACCUCCUCGUCUGCGACCUCCGCCAUGCUGCCCACGCACCUGCUGGGCGGCCUAGUGGGAGGCGGACAGCACAACAACAACGGGAACGGCAACGGGAACGGGAACGGGAACGGGAACAGCACGCAGACGACCAAUGUGGGUGGGCCGCUCAUGAGCAGCGCCAUCCUCAACGGCGUUGGGAUGCAGCAGCAACAGCAUCAGCAGCAGCGCUCCUCCUCGGCGUCCAGCUCCUCCGCGGCGAAUCUGGUCAACGCGUUCACUGCCUCGCCGGCGCCUGGGGAGCACAGCUUUUACGGCAGCGACACCUUCGAAUUCGACAUUGCACAUUCCUCCUUCGACAUCGAUCCCAGCGGCGGCGUCGGCGGCUGGACGGACUCGCGUCCCAAUUCGCGUGCCUCCGUCGCCACGCCCGUGAGCACGCCGCGACCGCCCUCCGGCCACGGUUUCAGUCCGGCCGUCUGCGCCUCCCCGGCCACGCCCUACCAGCUGUCCUCGCACUCUGCCGCCAGCCUUCCGUCGCCGCAGUCGAACGCCAGUGCCGGCGGUGGCAACUAUGGUUUCAACUUCCACUCCUUCGAGCCGGGUGACACCAAGCCGGAGAAGGAUCCCCAGCAGCAGCAGCAGCAGCCGAGCAACAACAGCAGCAGCGGUGGGGGCCCCAGCAGCAACAGCAACGCGAUGCUGGGUGGCCUUCCGAAUGGUGUGGGCGGGCUGUUGCUCUCCCAACAGCAGCAGCAACAAGCGCAGCAGCAGCAACAACAGCAGACAGCGCCACAGCAGCAACAGGAAUCGUCGGAACGAUUGCGGCACCUGUUGACCAAGACAAUGGCCAGCGGACUGGGAGGACUGGGCGAUGAGGAGAAGUACUUUAAGCAGGAGGGAAGCGAAGAAGAGAAGCUCAGCGGUGGACCUGCUGGCAGCUUCAAAAUGGGCGGCCAGCCGGGAGGCGGAACUCUGGGACCCAUGUUUGGACCCAUGGGGCCGAUGGGACGGAGUGCCAGCGCCACGGCCACGCUACUGCACAAGGCCGGCAACUCACAGAACCCUAUGCUGCUCAAGCUUCUUAACGAGAAGACAGAGGAUGAUGAUGGCAGCGGAUCGGGCGGAGUGUCGGGAGCCAUGAACAAUGCCCGACCGAGCGAACUGAUGCGGCAACUGAAGAACAACGACGGAGGCCAUGGGUCCGGCCAUGGAUCGAUGCAUCGAGUUGGCGGCAGCGGGAACAUGAGCAACGAGGAUCUCAAGGCCAUGCUGAAGAUCCAGAGCGAUCCCUCGCUGAGCCGCAAGCGCUCGCUCAACGAGCCCGACGACGAAUUGUCCUCCGCGAAGCGAUCCGAGGACAAACCCAGCAAGCUGUACACCCAGAACAAGAUGCUCGCCAAGCUACUGCAGAAUCCGCCAAAGAUACCCAAAGCCCCCAAUGCCGAUCAGCCGCUGGUGAAGACGCUGCCGGACAUUACCAGCUCCUCGAUGUCCUCGGGCAGCUCCCUCUCCGCCCCCGGUAACCUCAUCAGCGCCGGCAGUACGGGACCCAAAGCGGCAGCCAAUCGAAAUCGCAAGCAGCAACAGCAGCAGCAGCAACAACUGCAGCAACAGCAGCAACAGCAGCAACAACAGCAGCAGCAGCAGCAGCAACAGCAACAACAGGCAGCCAGCAAUCCUUCCCUGCAGCAGCCGCAGCCAAACGAUGUCUACCUCAGCCAGCAGCCGCACCAGCCCCCGCAGCUAGCCUUCCAGCAGCAGCAGCAGCUGCAACAACUGGCGACCUCAGCAUCUACCUCAAUUACCACAGCGGCCUCGACCUCGGCAGCUGCGGCGGCUGCAGCGGCAGCGGCGGCCAUUCCGGGCGACGGCGACACGGAGUUGUCCAAGCUGCUGGACAGCGUCGUGGAUUACUACGCGGAAGACACACCCAUUGUGAUGCCCUCCGCCAUCAGCGAUAUCCAAAAGUCGCUGAUGCUCGACGUGGAGUCGGCCACCUUUGGCAACGACCUGAACCAGCACUUGAGCCUCAUGAGCCAGCAGCAGCAGCAGGCGGUGCAGCAGCAGCAACAACAGCAGCAGCAGAUACUGGCCCUCCAAUUGGCGGCCCAGCAGCAGCAGCAACAGCAGCAGCAGCUUCGCCAGCAGCACCUCCAGCAGCCGCCCGCCUAUCCGGGCAUGCUUAGCCUCCAGCAACAGCAGCAACAGCAGAGCCAGCAGCAGCAACAGCAGCAGCACAUAAUGCAGCGGACAAUGCAGGGAACAAUGCACAACCAGGUCUUCCAGCGACCGCCACCCAUGUAUCCUGCCCGUGGUCGCGGCCCCAUGAAUGCCGUGGCCACGCCCGGCGGUGCUGUGCUACCCGCCCAGCAGCAGCUCCGCAACAUGCGACAGCAGCAACAGCUGGCGGCCCAGCAGAAGGAGCGUCUCCUGCAACAGCAGCAGAAGCAACAGCUGCUGGUCCCCGAGAAUGCCACUGGCAUCAAUGCGGGCCUCAACAACAUUGGCUCGCUGCUGAACACCACGGUGGCGCCCAAUGUCUCCCUCUCGCGCACCAAUCUGCCGGCGGACGCUCAACUCAGUCCGGGCUAUGCCCAGGCACUGAUGCAGCAGCAAUUGAGUCCCGGACGGAGUACACCCUACAGUCCGCAGCCGAAUCAAGGCUAUGCGCCGCAGUUCCCACAGCCGGGCCAGCGUUUGUCGCCGCAGCAGCAGCAACAGCUCAACCAACAGCAGCAACAGCAACAGAACAACGCCCAGGUGCAACAGUUGGCCUACCAGCAGCAGCAGCAACAGCAACAACAGCAACAGCAGCAGGUUGGCGACGGGGGACGAUCGAACACGCCCUUUGGUUCCAAUUCGGGACUACAGUCGCCGGGCAUGCAAAACAGUCCGCAGCAGUGGACCAGCGCUGGUGGCGGAGGUGGAGGACCGGGAGGGCCGUUACCCUCUGGAAAUGCGGGGCGAACGCUGCAGCAGCACAAUCCCAUGCUCAUAGCGCAGUUGCAGGGCGUCAGUCCGUAUAAUGCGCGUCAAUACCAACAGAACCAGAGACGAGGCCUCAACUCUCCGGGCGCCCAGGUCGGGCCCGUGGGCAAUGCCGCGGCGGUGGCCCUGCAGCGUCAGAACUCGUUCCAGGGCCAGAGUGGUGUCCAGGGAGGUGCGACAACUCCCGAUGGCAGCGGUGGACCUGGUGUCGGUGGUUUCGGUGGCCCCCAGUCUCCGUAUGGCGGAAAUGUUAAUGUGUUCCAGCAGCAGCAGUUGCAGCGACUCCAACGCCAGGGAAGCGUACCACAGGCCACGCAGCAUCUGCCAGGCUCGCCACGCUUCGGCUCCUCUCCGGGCACGGCCGCAAACAACAGCAGCCACAGUCACAGCCACCACACAGACAAUGCGGCUGGCGGUAAUCCUUCCCAGCAACAACAGCAACACCAGCAGCAGCAGCAACACCAACAGCAGCAACAGCAGUUGCCGCUCUUGAACUGCCCGAGCAUGUCGCCGCAUCCACAUCCUCAUCCGGCAUUGAUGGGCGUGAGCGGAAUGGGCAGUGGCGGAGGCAAUGGCAUCAUUGGCCUUGGCGGAGGUGGCGGCAAUGUCAACUAUGCCGCCGCAAUGGCCAGCUAUGGGCAGGCCCAACAGCCGCAGCCGCAGCAGGCGAAUGAUUUCUAUGGUCGAGCGCAGACCGCUGGAAACGGUGGAGGCGGUCCCGCUGGAGCUGGAGGCAAUGCCAAUUCCGAUUUCGUCAAGCAAGAGCUUCGUGCGGUGGUCAGUGUGAGGCAGCAGGCGGCUGCGGCGGCCACUGGAGGCGCCGGCGGGCCCGGAGUCGUGGCACAGCGCGGCCAGACGCCACAGAGUCCGCUGCAGCAGGGACCAGUGAUUGGCGGCGGCGGAGGCGGCAUUGUCGGUGGCCCCAAUAGUACAAAUGCCAUGGGCAAUGUCACGCCCACGGGCAGUAAUGUCAGCAACUCUAUGCUCAAUACGCCGCCGGAUCAAACGCUGGGCUUCAGCUUCGAGACGUCGGACUUUUUUACCAGCAGUGCCACGAGGUGACCCUAAAGUGCCCAAGGCACGACCCAAGGAUCAAAAAC